Dryobates pubescens (Downy woodpecker) is the source of this 1864-nucleotide messenger RNA. Its product is annotated as V-type proton ATPase catalytic subunit A. The record is from RefSeq and is a predicted model, not a curated record. Gene Ontology annotation, biological process: proton transmembrane transport; ATP metabolic process. NCBI's taxonomy places the organism in Eukaryota, Metazoa, Chordata, Aves, Piciformes, Picidae. The transcript has 14 exons. Gene Ontology annotation, cellular component: lysosomal membrane; proton-transporting V-type ATPase, V1 domain. Gene Ontology annotation, molecular function: ATP binding; ATP hydrolysis activity; proton-transporting ATPase activity, rotational mechanism. Bases 1 to 1854 code for a protein of 617 amino acids.
AUGGAAGUCACCGGGGGACCGCGGCUGGAGGAGGCGGAGCGGGAGAGCUUGCUGGGCUCUGUCCACGGCGUCUCAGGCCCCGUGGUGACAGCCACCCGCAUGGCAGGGGCGGCCAUGUACGAGCUGGUGCGGGUGGGCCACGCCGAGCUGGUCGGGGAGAUCAUCCGGCUGGAGGGGGACAUGGCCACGCUCCAGGUCUACGAGGAGACCUCCGGGGUGCGGGUCGGGGACCCGGUGCUGCGCACGGGGAAGCCGCUGUCGGUGGAGCUGGGACCCGGGAUCCUGGGAUCCAUUUUCGAUGGGAUCCAGCGGCCGCUGCGGGACAUCGCGGAGCUGACUCGCAGCAUCUACAUCCCGCGGGGCACCAACGUCCCCUCCCUGCCUCGCCACCUCUCCUGGGACUUUGUCCCCAGCAAGAACAUCCGGGUUGGCAGCCACGUCACCGGAGGUGACAUCUAUGGGAUAGUGGCCGAGAACUCUCUGAUCCAGCACAAGAUCAUGGUGCCACCUCGCAGCCGGGGCACUGUCACCUACAUCGCACCCCCUGGGCACUACAGCGUCUCGGACGUGGUGCUGGAGCUGGACUUCCAAGGCAGCACCGAGAAGCUGCAGAUGCUGCAGGUGUGGCCGGUGCGACAAACGCGGCCGGUGGCCGAGAAGCUGCCCGCGAACCACCCCCUGCUGACCGGGCAGAGGGUGCUGGACGCCCUCUUCCCCUGUGUCCAGGGUGGCACCACAGCCAUCCCAGGAGCCUUUGGCUGUGGCAAGACUGUCAUCUCCCAGGCCCUCUCCAAGUACUCCAACAGCGACGUCAUUGUCUACGUCGGCUGCGGCGAGCGCGGCAAUGAGAUGUCCGAGGUCCUGAGGGACUUCCCCGAGCUCACCAUGGAGGUGGAUGGCAGGACAGAGAGCAUCAUGAAGCGCACGACCCUGGUGGCCAACACCUCCAACAUGCCAGUGGCUGCCCGGGAGGCCUCCAUCUACACUGGCAUCACGCUGUCCGAGUACUUCCGGGACAUGGGGCACCACGUCAGCAUGAUGGCAGACUCCACCUCGCGCUGGGCAGAGGCCCUGAGGGAGAUCUCAGGGCGCUUGGCCGAGAUGCCAGCAGACAGUGGCUACCCUGCCUACCUGGGUGCCCGCCUGGCCUCCUUCUACGAGCGCGCAGGGCGGGCACGGUGCCUGGGGUCCCCCACCCGCGAGGGCAGCGUCAGCAUUGUUGGAGCUGUAUCCCCUCCGGGAGGAGACUUCUCUGACCCUGUCACCUCGGCCACGCUGGGCAUUGUGCAGGUGUUCUGGGGGCUGGACAAGAAGCUGGCGCAGCGCAAGCACUUCCCCUCGCUCAACUGGCUGAUCAGCUACAGCCGCUACCUGCGGGCGCUGGAGCCGCACUACGAGCGGCUGCACCCCGAGCUCCCCGCGCUCCGCAGCCGCGCCCGCAGCAUCCUGCAGGAGGAGGAGGAGCUGGCAGAGAUCGUGCAGCUGGUGGGGAAGGCAUCGCUGGCUGAGGCCGACAAGGUGACCCUGGAGGUGGCCAAGCUGCUCAAGGAUGACUUCCUGCAGCAGAAUGGUUACUCCUCCUACGACAGGUUCUGUCCCUUCUACAAGACCGUGGGGAUGCUGCACAACUUGGUCACCUUCUACGAGCUGGCGCGGCACGCCGUGGAGGCCACCGGCAGCGGCGAGCGCCGCCUCACCUGGGCCACCAUCAGGGACAACCUGGGGGACAUCCUCUACAAGCUCAGCGCCAUGAAGUUCAAGGACCCGGUGAGGGACGGCGAGGCCAACAUCACCGCGGCCUUCGCGCAGCUCAACGAGGAGAUGCAGUUGGCCUUCCGCAACCUGGAGGAUUGAGGGGGGGGGC